Anisakis simplex (herring worm) is the source of this 171-nucleotide messenger RNA. The record is from the annotation of a GenBank genome assembly. Lineage: Eukaryota; Metazoa; Nematoda; Chromadorea; Rhabditida; Anisakidae.
AUGAAGCCAUCAGUAAUUGACGAAGAUACAUCAACAACACUCGAAAAUACACCCAACAACAACGAUAAUCGUAUUGAAUGCAAAAAUGGUGACGGUCUCACCGUGACGUCUCUUGACGACAAUGACACGUGCAAAUACGGUGAACUUAUCUUACUCGGGUUUGUUUUAUAG